AUGUCUGCCUCCGACUCGAGCGCUACAGGACUCAUCUGUAACAAGGGUUCAGCCGAUUCCUACACUAGUCGACCCUCGGAUUCCGACCUGUCCCUGGAGGAGGACCAGGAGGCGUCUCGGCGUGAAGCCGAGCGCCAGGCUCAGCUGCUUCUAGAGAGGGCCAAGUCUAAACCAGUAGCAUUUGCAGUGAAAACCAAUGUGAGUUACUGUGGGGCCCUUGAUGAAGACUGUCCGGUCCAAGGUGCCGCUAUUAACUUUGAAACCAAAGACUUUCUGCACAUAAAAGAGAAAUACAACAAUGAUUGGUGGAUCGGUCGGCUGGUGAAGGAGGGGGCAGACAUCACUUUCAUCCCGAGCCCAGUCAAACUGGAGGCCAUGAGGAUAAAACAAGAGCAGAAAGCAGCAGCAAGGAAAGGAGGGAACGCUUCAUCUGGAGGCUGGAGGACGACCCCACCAUCUGCAGCCAAACAGAAGCAGAAACAGACCGAACAUGUUCCUCCAUAUGAUGUGGUCCCGUCCAUGCGGCCAGUGGUGCUGGUGGGCCCUUCACUGAAAGGCUAUGAGGUAACAGACAUGAUGCAGAAAGCCUUGUUUGACUUCCUGAAGCACAGAUUCGACGGCAGGAUCUCUAUUACACGGGUGACUGCUGAUCUGUCACUGGCGAAGCGCUCCGUGCUGAACAAGAAGGCCAUAAUGGAGAGAUCCAACACUCGCUCCAGUCUGGCCGAGGUUCAGAGUGAGAUUGAGAGGAUCUUUGAGCUGGCCAAGUCUCUUCAGCUGGUCGUCCUGGACGCAGACACCAUCAACCACCCGGCCCAGCUCCUCAAGACUUCUCUGGCUCCCAUCAUCGUCUACGUCAAAGUCUCCUCGCCCAAGGUUCUCCAGAGGCUGAUCAAAUCUCGAGGGAAGUCACAAAGCAAACACCUCAACGUCCAGAUGAUGGCAGGGGACAAGCUAGCUCAGUGUCCGCCUGAGAUGUUUGAUGUCAUCCUGGAUGAGAAUCAGCUGGAGGACGCAUGUGAACACCUCGCGGAGUACCUGGAAAUUUACUGGCGCGCUACACAUCUCCCCUGUUCUGCCCCUGUUAACCCCUUACUGGACCAAAGUGUGAUCACCCCACCCUCAGCUAACUCCAGCCAACAGUUUUCUGAGACUCAAGAGUUGAUAGAAUGA
Molecule: messenger RNA, 1173 nt
Organism: Chelmon rostratus (copperband butterflyfish)
Lineage: Eukaryota; Metazoa; Chordata; Actinopteri; Chaetodontiformes; Chaetodontidae
Gene: cacnb3b
Product: calcium channel, voltage-dependent, beta 3b
Exons: 13
Coding region: 1-1173 (390 amino acids)
Biological process (GO): calcium ion transmembrane transport; regulation of voltage-gated calcium channel activity; neuromuscular junction development
Cellular component (GO): voltage-gated calcium channel complex
Molecular function (GO): high voltage-gated calcium channel activity; protein binding
Source: RefSeq, a predicted model, not a curated record